This is a messenger RNA of Xiphophorus maculatus (southern platyfish), 2742 nucleotides long. It is a transcript of the gene trim69, whose product is annotated as zinc-binding protein A33-like. Gene Ontology annotation, molecular function: zinc ion binding; protein binding. The transcript is spliced from 6 exons. Lineage: Eukaryota; Metazoa; Chordata; Actinopteri; Cyprinodontiformes; Poeciliidae. The coding region runs from base 117 to 1766 and encodes 549 amino acids. The record is from RefSeq and is a predicted model, not a curated record.
UCAUUUUCCCAGUAGUCAACAGGAAGACUGGAGGCCAGAGAGAGUGGUCGCAGUCUGCAGGAGAGGAAGGACAUCCAGAGUCCAGCUGCACGGUUAGUGAGAACAAAGGCAAAGGAAUGAGCAACAGCCAGAAAGAAGUGAAGAAAGUGCAGUCAGUUUAUCUGCAAAACUUGGAAAGACUUAACAAAGGGACAAAGUCUGAGAAAAAGAGUUGGAACCCCAAAGAAGGAGAUUUUUCUGUGAAAGCAGCAAUGGAAAAGCUGCGACCUUCUCCCAUAGCUGGCCAAGUUGCCAAAAGCUCAGCAAACAGAAUCAGCAGAGAUCUGACCUGCUCCAUAUGCUUGGAUCUUUUCAAGCAGCCAGUUUCCCUGCCCUGCGAUCACACUUUCUGCCAGGGAUGCAUUGAGGGCUACUGGACGGGGCCACGGGGUCCCGGCCAGGGGGGCACGGGCUCCUGCCCUCAGUGCAGGAAGGUGUACCCCGGGAAGAGCUACCGACCCAACCGCAUCGUUGCCAACAUUGUGGAGAGCUACUGUCACGGUCUGGAGGAGAGCGGGAGCGCGGGAUGCCUGGCAGAUGCAGGGUGUGCGGAGAGGGCUCCUGCUCCCGUCCCACGCUGCAGCAGGCACAGGGAGGAGCUGAAGCUGUACUGCGAGGAGGACCAGGAGCUGGUGUGUUUGGUGUGUGGCGUGUCCCAGGAGCACAGGAAUCACACCAUGAUGUGUGUCCAGGAGGCUGAGCAGAAAUACAGGGGAUUUCUCAACAGCUCGAUGGAUUCCUUAAAAGUGGAGCUCAAUACUGCGCUGCAGUGUGACAGGGAGGCUGAAGAUGAAGUUAAAAAGCUCAAGGACCACACGGCCGAUCUGAAGCAGCGCAUCGAGGCCCAGUUCAGCGACCUGCACCAGUUCCUGUACCAGGAGGAAAAACUCCUCCAGGUGAAGCUGAAGACGGAGGAGCGCAGGGAGCUGAUCCGCCUGGACGAGCACAAGGCCCUGCUGUGCGUGGAGAUCUCCCGCCUGCAGAGGGCCGUCCACGAGAUAGAGGACAAACUCAAAGAACAGGAUCCAUUCAUCUUGCUCCGGAGCAUCAAAGCCCUUCCCCAGAGGCCUUCUCUCAAGUUUGAGAAACCGACUUUUACACCACCAAGUCUGUGUGAGGGCCGCUUUGCAGGGCCUCUGCAGUACAGAGUUUGGAAAUCUAUGAGGGGAAGCCUUUACCCAGUUCCAGCAGCCAUUACGUUUAACUCCAGUACUGCCAACCCGUGGCUCAGCCUGAGCUCCUCCCUCACCUGCGUCCGCUACCAGACCUUCAACCACACCGUGGAGGACAACCCCAACAGGUUCAACGCCGCCCUGUCGCUGCUCGCAAGUCAGGGCUUCACUCAUGGCCGACACUACUGGGAGAUCGAGGUCUACAGCAGCACGGUGUGGACGGUGGGGGUCGCCAGGGAGUCGGUUCCCAGAAAAGGAGUCAUCAAGGCCCUCCCAGCCAACGGCUUCUGGACUCUCACCCUCUCUUAUGGUGUUAGAUACAUGGCCGGCACAUCUCCUCCAACUGUCCUGUCCCUGGAGGAGCCGUUGGCCCGGAUCGGGGUAUACCUGGACUACAAGCGGGGCCUGGUGUCCUUUUACAAUGCAGAGAGCAUGACCCACCUCUACACCUUCAGGGAGACCUUCACUGAGACCCUGUACCCUUACUUCAACCUCGGCUUCCUGGAUAAAGUGCAUGAAAAUGAGCCUCUCAAGGUUUUCUUACCAAAGAUCUAAACACAGGAAUAAGAGUGAGCAAGUAAACAUGCUUGAAGUUAAACAUGAGGAAACUAAUUGUUGCUAUGAACUGACAAUAAUGUGCAAAAGUCAAGAGAACAUCACCAAUUUAUAUUUUUCUUGCAGUAAGACUUUCUCGUAAGCUUUUUAAGCAGUCUCUACAAAACCUAUAAGAUAUAUCAAAAAACAACAAAGUCUAUAUUAUAAAAUAGAAUUUCAGCCUCAAAAAGUCGAUUUCAUAGGAGAUAUUUGCUGAAACUCCAGCAUACAGUGGAUGAUAAACUGAAGGGUGAUGGACCUCUUUCAGAGUUUGAACUUUUUCCUCAUUGAAAAACUUUGGAUUCUGUUCAUCAGCAACUGAUAAUUGUUUCGUUCUAUGCUUUUCUUAUAAUUUCUUAAACAUUAGCCAAUUAGCAAAAUGUGGCCAAAGUUAUAGAGAAUUAACUAACGAUCAACAGCCUUUUAAAAUAUAACAAGAAAGUCUGGCUCUUUGGAAAGAAAAUGUAAUGAAAUCGUGUGGUUUCAAACUUUUAUGCAAUAUUAUAUAUGCAAAAAACAUUUGUAAAAUAUUAUUGAUUAUUUUCUUUAUGUAUCCUAAACAAUUUGAAUUUAACACUAUUCUGUAUUACGAGUAGCAUUUUCUGAAACACACGGUUGAAUUUGUAGGAUGUUUUCUGCUCCAUGUUUUAUUUUUAAGAAGCUGUGCGUCAAACUGUGUAUAAUCACCUGACUGAGAAUGGAUGAAAUAAUCUUUCUCCUGCUCAUCUGUGCAUAUAUAUUUAAAUUUUGAAGAAAUAUAAGUGAAAAUGUAAAACCUUUGUUUCUAAAAACAUGAUUGGCUUGAUCGUUUGAAACUAUGACUGUGAAGUAGUUCCACUUUUAAUUGGUGCUGUCAGAAUAAAUUGAAAGGAAUAAAUGCUGCAUGAAUGUCAGAUGGAAAUAAAUUAAGAAAGAAUAGAUAAAACUUUUAAAUAUC